Molecule: messenger RNA, 1432 nt
Organism: Closterium sp. NIES-67
Lineage: Eukaryota; Viridiplantae; Streptophyta; Zygnematophyceae; Desmidiales; Closteriaceae
Source: the annotation of a GenBank genome assembly
AUCGCAGCAGAGGAGGCAGAGGCCCUGGCGGGGGUGCACGGGCGCAUGCUGCUGCUAUGGGUGGCAAUUCCGAGGAGGAAGAGGGAGACGCAAGGAGGGGUGCGCAAGAGGAUGGGGCACUACGGCACAAGGCAGUCGCCGCUGCAGCAGCCGAAGCAGCAGCGGAUGCUGCAGCAGGAGUCAUAGCAGCAGGAGUCACAGCCGCAGGAGUCACAGCCGCAGGAGAUCCACACCAGCAGCAAGGGGAGCAUAAGGCAGGAGACCACCCCACCGCCCUCCACCACGCCACAUCCCUCCAGCCCCUCCUCGCCCACGCCUCUCCGCUCUCCCCUCCCACCCCUCCCAGCCGCCUGCGCAAGUUUCUGGCAGUGCACCACACCAUCCACCUCUUCUACUGGCGCAACACCUCGCACUCCCUCAACCGCAUUGUGCAGUCCGCCAUCCUGGGGCUGCUCAUAGGCUCGCUCUUCUUCCAGUACCGUGUGAACAAUCUUCUGCAGGCCACCACGGCCCAUGCAUUCCCCUUUGCCGUGCUGGCGUUUGGCACGACGUGCCAUGGGGCACAGCCGUGGGGCUGAUCAACCAGACGAAGAAGAUCUUCGCCAAGGAGCGCGUUUACAACCAGCACUUUUUGCAGAUUUAUACAGUGGCUCACACGCUAGUGGAGAUCCCCCCUCUGCUCCUCACCUCCCUCGCGCUGGUCAGCGUGGCAGCGCCGCUGGCUGGCCUGGCGGUGGGCAGCGCGGGCACCUUCUUCUCCUUCGGUCUCACCCAGUUCCUCGCCGCCCUCGCUGUCACCUACUUUGGCUUCCUGCUCUCCGUGCUGCUGCCCCAACCCAAGUACGCAGCAGUGGUGAUUUCAUUCCUUAUCACAGCAUGGGUGGCCACGUGCGGCUUCUUCCUGCCCUUUGCCUUCACCAAGCACUUCUUCCUCGCAGUCUACUGGACCAACCCCAUUCAGUACGCCCUCAACGGGCUCACAGCAGCAGCCUACUACUGCAACACAGCGGCACCAGAGUGCACCCUCCCAGGCUGCCCCGGCGCCGCCCCUAUCUGCGCCAGCUGCCCCUGCAAGUGGUACCUCAACCCUGUCAAGGGACCCGAGUACCUCUGGGAUUUCCUCGUUGCCACCAGGUCCGCGCGCUCCGCAGUGUACUGGGACUGGCUCUUCCUGCUCUGCUUCUGCCUCGUGUGCCGCAUCGGGUCCUUUGCUGCUCUCCGCUUCCUCCGUCACAACCGCUAGCCCAUAUUGGGCUGAGAACAGCCAGGGAUCUUUGGCAGAGACGAAGUCCUUCAGUAGAUAGGGUGCUUAGUAGCAUAGCGGAAAUCCGAGUUGAACCCUUGUACUGGUAUAUGAGAGCAAAUGAUUGAUGAUAGCAAGGCAAUACCGUACAAGGGUUUAUAACGUUUUACAAGAGAAUACGAAACAUCG